Dioscorea cayenensis subsp. rotundata (Guinea yam) is the source of this 1298-nucleotide messenger RNA. RefSeq lists its product as uncharacterized. Gene Ontology annotation, molecular function: uroporphyrinogen-III synthase activity. The transcript is spliced from 2 exons. The record is from RefSeq and is a predicted model, not a curated record. Gene Ontology annotation, biological process: tetrapyrrole biosynthetic process. NCBI's taxonomy places the organism in Eukaryota, Viridiplantae, Streptophyta, Magnoliopsida, Dioscoreales, Dioscoreaceae. Bases 134 to 1042 code for a protein of 302 amino acids.
CCAAAACUAAUUAACAGCUAAUAAGCUAACAAAUAAUUAGUCUUAAAAUCAAGGUCAUAAAUGUCUAAUUACAUUUUUAAAUAAAAAUAAACCAAAGGUUGACUAGUCAAACAAAAGAACACUCCACCUCAGAAUGCUCAUCGGAAUGGCCACCGGAGGCUCCGUUCCCGUCACGGCAGCUAUCGCCGGCCGCCGCAUCGCAUUCACGACGCCGACGAGCUACGCACCUCGCCUCUCCGGCCUCCUCGAGAUCGCCGGCGCCGAAUGCUUCGCUAUUCCCACCGUCGCCGUUGGAGCAACACCUCGGACGCUUGCCGCCAUCUCUCCCUUCUUCCUUCCCGGAACCCUAGAUCCUUUCACUGCCCUUGCCUUCACCUCUCGCGCUGGCAUAUCGGCUGCCGCCGCAGCGAUCUGCUCACUGGCUGAAGCCACUCCGCCUCUCUCCGACCUCGGAGAUCCACUAACAGUCGCUGCCCUCGGUCGUGACGCGGAGCUUCUUCACGAUAACGGGCUGCUUUCCAAGCUGUGUCGAAACCCUAGCAGAAUAAGGGUUUUGGUCCCAGAGAUCGCUUCCCCUUCAGGUCUCGUGGAGGCUCUCGGCGAUGGGAUUGGAAGGAGAGUCCUGUGUCCGGUGCCGGACGUCGUUGAUCUGGAGGAACCUCCGGUGGUGCCAGAUUUCAUCAGGGAUUUGGAAUCACGGAAUUGGGUGGCAAUUAGGGUUCCUGCAUACGAGACGAGGUGGGCGGGGCCGCGGUGUGUGGAGGCAUUGGUGAGAUUGGAUGGAAAAUUGGACGCGAUAGUGUUCACGAGCUCGGCGGAGGUUGAAGGGUUGCUCAAAGGGUUGGAAGAGUUCGGGUGGGAAUGGGGGAGGGUGAGGACGCGAUGGCCGGAGAUGGUGGUGGCGGCUCACGGGCCUGUGACGGCGAGAGGGGCGGAGAGGUUAGGGAUCACGGUGGACGUCGUGAACUCCAAGUUCAGCAGCUUUGAUGGGAUUUUGGAAGCCUUAACUUCGAGAUGGAGUGAUGAAAGCUCUGAAAGCUGACAGCUUUGACUUCGAUUCUUGUUAGAACCCUUCAAGUGGUGAGAGUUCGAAUUACCGGUGAGGGUGUAUUUCUGGAAGUGUGAAUAGUAAUUAUGUGCGGGCGGUUCCAAUGUCCAUAUGUGUGCAGACUCCAUUCUCACUUGCUCCACCUGAGGUUUGUGCACGUCUUUACCUUUCUUAACCGCCUAGCCUCUAAAAAUUAAAAAAAUUUCUUCGCAUUAGAAAGUUGCUUAAUUAUAAGAAGCUUUACCAUAUA